UCGCAACAGUCAAGAACUCAACACCUUAAUAGCAUCCGCAUAGCGUCUUUGAAGAUGCCUCUCUACAAUAUCACCCUGAAACCAGAUGCUCAACCCGAGGAGCUGGAGAAAGCAAAGAAGUCGGCCCAGGAACAAGGGGGAACCAUCAAGCACGAGUUCACUCUCAUCAAGGCAUUCACCGUUGAAUUCCCAGAGGAGCAAGUCGGCAUCCUCGAGAGCAACCCCCACGUCCACGUCGAGAAGGAUCAAGAAGUCAGGAUCCAGUGAUGCAAAAUGCCGACUAGGGCUCUCGACUCUCACCGUGGUUCAUCCUCCAUAGAACCUGAACUUGGUAGAUCCCUGUGAUUUUCGGAGGAUGAUACCCUAUCUGAACGGCAUAACCUCAGAACCUGGACCUCGGCUACAGUUAUGUGUAGCUAUAUAUAUGCGUUAUAGAUAGUCUACUGGUAAACUUAUGACGUGAUAAUUCUUUGCGGGAUAAUGACUCCGAGCCCUCUAUUUUACAACCGACAUCGACUGCGAGCUGGUAAAUGAAAGACUAGAACAAAAAAAGAGAAUGGUACAGUGAAGGGCAAAGGCUAUUCAUCACUGGAUCGGAGUAUCAAGACAGACUUUAAAUGUGAAACACGAAUACUGAUGCCUUCAUAUUGGGGA
Messenger RNA from Aspergillus novofumigatus IBT 16806, 654 nucleotides. RefSeq lists its product as uncharacterized. The record is from RefSeq and is a predicted model, not a curated record. Lineage: Eukaryota; Fungi; Ascomycota; Eurotiomycetes; Eurotiales; Aspergillaceae. Gene Ontology annotation, biological process: vacuole fusion, non-autophagic. The transcript has 4 exons. Gene Ontology annotation, molecular function: endopeptidase inhibitor activity. Bases 55 to 267 code for a protein of 70 amino acids.